Molecule: messenger RNA, 1524 nt
Organism: Mytilus californianus (California mussel)
Lineage: Eukaryota; Metazoa; Mollusca; Bivalvia; Mytilida; Mytilidae
Product: beta-hexosaminidase subunit beta-like
Exons: 13
Coding region: 1-1524 (507 amino acids)
Biological process (GO): glycosaminoglycan metabolic process; ganglioside catabolic process; carbohydrate metabolic process
Cellular component (GO): membrane
Molecular function (GO): beta-N-acetylhexosaminidase activity
Source: RefSeq, a predicted model, not a curated record
AUGGAAAAUUCCAUGUAUGAGGUGCGGUUUAAAACUUCGCCAGACUUUAGGAUAAAAAGAGCCCCGAAUUCUACCAUCGGAGAACCUUGGCCUUUACCACAGUUGUAUAAUGUUAAAUACGAUAACGUUUUUAAAAUAAAUGAAAGUUUGAGCAUUCACAUCAGGAAUUACAGUUGUGAUAUAUUACAAAAAGCAAUAGACCGAUUCAAAGUUAAUAUAUUUGAAUUUUCUUUAGAAGAAUACUAUACUAACUUUUUACAUAUUGAAGCAUCAGGAUUUCAAAACUUAAAUAAAAAGUAUCAUCAAGAUACACUAGAUAUAAAGAAGACAGGAAUUGUCCUGAGGAGUGAGGAAGUAUGGGGUGCCCUGAGGGGAAUAGAAACACUCAGUCAAGUUAUAUUUUCCUACAAAGGACAGCUAUAUGUUCGAGAUACUUCAAUACGUGAUUUUCCUCGUUUUAAGCAUAGAGGUGUACUCGUUGAUUCCGCUCGACAUUUCAUGACAAAAGAAGUUAUGCUUGAUAUUCUGGAAGGAAUGUACCAGAACAAAAUGAACGUACUACACUGGCACUUAGUUGAUGAUCAGUCAUUUCCCUACCAAAGUAAAGUAUUCCCCGAUCUAAGUAACAAGGGCGCAUAUCAUCCAUCCCUUGUAUAUACACACGAAGACAUCACUGAUAUAAUUGAGUAUGCCCGAUUACGUGGAGUACGCGUUAUACCGGAGUUUGAUACACCUGGUCAUGUAUAUGGUUGGGGAUUUGGACAUCCUGAAAUGUUAACCCAGUGUUAUGACGAACGAAAACAGAAGAUUCCUGGUUGUUAUGGACCAUUAAAUCCAGCCAGAAAUACAACAUAUCAGUUCUUAGAAAAACUUUACACAGAAAUUAUCAACAUUUUUCCAGAUAAAACUUUGCACCUUGGUAGUGAUGAAGUUCCUCUGGAAUGUUGGAAUUCGAAUCCUGAAGUUCCUAAAGACGCCAUCAUCCAAAUAUGGUUAGGAGGGGCUAGAGAAGUUUUGAGAGCAAUAGACCAAGGUUAUCGCGUUUUGUUUUCGUCUUGUUGGUAUUUGGAUAAUAUACCGCAUGGUGUUCACUGGAUGAAUUACUACAAGUGUGAACCUACAUUUAAAGAUCCUCGAGAAGACAAAAUCCUUGGAGGGGAAGUAUGUUUAUGGAGUGAAUAUAUUACCAGCGAGACUGCAAUAUCUGUACUUUGGCCCAGGGCAUCGGCAGCAGCAGAACGAUUGUGGAGUAGUUCAGCUGUUACUGACAUUGAGGCAGCUGGGAAACGGCUUCAAGAACACAGAUGUAGGAUGUUAAGGAGAGGUCUACAAGUUGGCCAAAUAAACGGUCCAGAUUAUUGUUUUCUACCGCGACAAAGGAAAGUGGUAGAAAAAGAAGACAUCCAUAGAAAAAAUUAUAACCAUGAGAAUAUCAUAAGAUUAAGUUCAAAGAAUUCAUUUUCCUGGAAAUAUAUUAACAUUAUAGAGCCAUUCGUCAUAGGAAUAUCAUUUAGCAGCAAAUAA